GGAAAUUUGACAUUUUUAUAACUGUGAGUGUAAUCUGGCAAAACCGAUACUUAACAACAGAACUUAAAAAUCUGAUUGCAGGGAACAUGAGAGACGAGACUUAACAAAAGCUUCAAACUAAAUGGAUGACUGUUAAUGUGGCACUUAAUGAGGCGCUUUUGUUAUAGCAUGUCGCGGUGUAAGGUUGACUUCAAAACCGCACAGUUUGGUUGAGCAUUCAGUAACGGUAACAUUACUGUGAGUUAGGGGUGACAUUUGGUUUAGGAUUACUGAUUUAUUUGCUGGUUUGGCCACUACCAUUAAUUUGGAAGUUUCAAUUACUGAGAACCUAGCUGGGACGAUAUUUUAUACGCAUCUCUUCGUAGGAUCUACUCCAACGACCAUUACAACCAACUGAUCGAGUUGCGCACCACAAUUCAGAUAUCAAGUGGUAUGAGUAUUGGUGCUAGUUUUCUAUCAACUUUAGUUAUAUUAAUAUUUGUUUCGAUUCCGAGUCAUGAGAUAGAAUUUGUUGAUGAACCAAAUGAUACGUACGGGCUAGAGAAUCAGCAAAUUACUCUUGUUUGUUCAGCUGUAGGGUCUCCAAAUAUCACGAUUACAUGGCAUAAGCUAGACAAUAUUUCUGUUGCAAGCGGUUCCACUAGAGUGACUGAAGAUGGCGUAUAUUCUUCAUAUGGGUUUACUCUUGUUAGUGAAAAUGAGGGUGAUUAUUACUGCAAUGCAUCGGAUUCCCUUCACUGGAUUCAGUCCAAGAAAGCAAGUGUCCGAAUUUCAUUUCUUAGCCAGAAGUUUAAAUUAGAGCCUCAAAACAAGGUGGCGAAUAUUGGGGAUACAGUUUUAUUGGAAUGUGUUCCUCCUUUGGGGCUACCCAGUCCUACUAUUGAGUGGCUAAAGGAAAACUCUUCUCUGUUACCCAACAAUCGACUACAGAUUAUGGAUGUUGGGAGUUUAAGGAUCGACAGAAUAACGUGGCAAGACUCUGGUCACUAUACUUGCGUAGCCAAAUCUUUUGCUUACCGCAGGGAAAGUUCCAAGGCUUAUCUUACUGUUCGGCAGCGCCCGUACUUUAUUGUCUCACCUAAAAGUCAAUCAGUGCCAGUGCAUAGUGUAUUUGAACUGAGUUGUCGUGCUGCUGGGGAGCCAUCCCCUGUCGUUGUUUGGCGUAGAGAACCUUCGGUCCCUAGUAUUCCGUACUCACGUGUUCGGCUGCUUCUAGGUGGAACACUUCGUUUUGUAAGUGUUCAGUCUGAUGACUCUGGAUAUUAUAUUUGUCGGGCAGUUAGUUCGACAGGGAUUGUUGAAGCAGUCGCUUACAUAAAUGUUGUUACACCUCCAGGUUUGGUUGUCACACCUCCAAGUAAAAUAUACGCAUAUGAAGGCAACCGGGUUGAGUUGUUUUGUAGUGUGACUGGCUCCCCAUCCCCAGAUGUUCGUUGGUUGCAGUGGUCAACUAAAACGUAUUUCAUCCCAACUGUAUCUGUAUCUGAGCGCAUUUACGUCACGAGUUCUGGGAAUCUUAUUAUACUUACUGCCAGGCCGGAAGAUACUUCUACGUAUGAAUGUCGCGCUUCGUCUCCUACUGGUUUUAGUAGGAGCCUGACAGAUAUUCAAGUUCUGUUUAAUUCCAAAUUAAUUCCAGGUCGUGUGGGUGCUGUCUCAACUCCUCAUAUCUUCGGCAAAAUUUUCCACAGUCCAACAGCAGUACGAAUACUAUGUGGAAUUCCGUUGGAUCCUGUAUUCAAUCAUUCACACGGAACUCAAUCUAUUUCUAAAGAACCCGACGUUAGCGCAAAAUCACACAUAAUAUGGCUUAACAAUGGCGAAUUCAUUCAUAAACCAAGUUCACCAAACUCUCGGAUUUCAAUCGAGGCAGAUGGUUCUUUACUAAUUUAUCCAUUUCGGCCACAUGAUGCAGGAAACUACACUUGUUCCGUAUACCGAAAAGUAAGCCAUCGGUUCGCGCAGUACUCUUUUACCAUAAACUUGAAAGGGCAUAACGAUUCAAUAUAUCAACCUCGUACCUAUUCCCAGUUACCUUCACCUCCGGAAAAUGUAAGAAUUGUUAGUGUUGGUGAUACAUGGAUAGUUUUAAAUUGGUCUGACAACAGUUCUUCUGAGUCAACAAGCUACAAAGUUUACAUUUUACCGCAGAUUUAUUCUCAGACAGCAGUUCACUCAGAUCAACAUUUUCAGGACUUAAAGCAGACCAAGACUGCCAGUGAUCAUAUGAAGUCAGAUGAAACACAGAUGCCUAGUAGUAAACCCUUUAAACUGGAUACCUGGUCCACUGCAAUUGAAAAAACUUACCAUACACAAGUCCGUAUAACAGGCCUAGUACCUGAUACUGGAUACUGGGUUGAAGUUAGAAAAGUUAAUAGUUUUGGAAUGAGCUCAGGAGCUCUAGUACCUUAUAUAGUUUAUACUGUAAAAAAGCCUUCUGAAGUUAUAUUUUCGCAUGUUACAAUUAGUAACAGGACAGUUUCUGAUUUGACGAUCAAGCAUCCUGAUUCGUUUCUUGCUGGUGGUCGAACAGCUGUUGAUUUUCAGGAGCUGGUUUCAACAUUCCAAUCCAUCGAUUUACAUCGUAUAUCAAUCCGACCCCUCACAUCUUCCGAACUUUUGGUUAGCUGGGCUGCACGGUCUUCUAAUGAAGUGCUCAGGCGUAUUGAUGGUUUCAAAAUAAAUGUGCGAUCAGUUCCAAUGUCACGUUGCAUAGCUGCCGUUACAUCUAAACCACCAAACUAUUUGUCUACCUUCCGAGAAAACAUUGGAGAUUCAGGAUCGUUGGAUAUUUAUGAUACUAAUCAUGGGGAUUUUUCAUUUACUAGUUCAGUUCACUGUUCUUUCACAUCCCCUAAGCUUCUCGAACAAACUGUUUUAAUGGCUAAUGCAAACUCAUUAUCAGUGAGUGAUAAAGAUGUAAUAUAUGUUGGAACCUCGGAUCACUCAUUUCAAAACAUAAUCAUCAUGAAGUCUGUAUCUCGAGAUCAUCCGGUUGCUAAGGCUGUUAUCGGUGAUCUGUCACCUUUCAGCUGCUAUGAGACGGAUAUUGAAGCCUUCAAAGAUGAUCCAACAUACGGUCGUAUUCUAAGCAGAUCUAGUCGAUCCGAGUUGGCUUUGACUCUUGAUGCACCACCCAGCUCCUCACCAGAAUUAAUAAGCGCUGAAUGGCUUCUUCAUGUUAGUCCUUUAAAUUCUGAACAAAUAACAGGAAGUCGGAUAAUCAACUCUUCCACAUAUCCAUCUGAAAGUAUUCGAUUAUCAUGGAAACCGCUUGAGUUAAGAAUGGCUCAUGGUGCACUGUUAGGAUAUGCAGUACAUAUCCUGGCGAACGAAAGUCAGUUCAGUCGUUCUCUUCAUGUAUCUGCAGAGAUCCAUUCAAAAAAUAUUCAUGGCCUAAAUCCCUUCGUUGAUUAUAUUAUUUAUAUAUCUGGAAUAAACUGUAAAGGAGAGGGAGUACGUAGUUCUGGAUAUCAUCUCCGAUCUAUUGCUGCUGGGUUGCAUAAUCCUAUUAAGUCUUCUGAUUAUGAAUUAAAUUAUUUAGGACAUUUUGAUUUCCCUGUGUGGGGUUAUAUCCUACUUUUUGGUUUUGUCGUCUUCUGGAUUUUAUUUGGCUUGUUUAUUCACUUUGUCAUCCGUCAGACUCCAAGAAAGCAGUUUUUAAAAUCUUCAGCCAAGUAUUUUGUUGCUAACGGUUCUAACAUAGAUGCACAGCAUCAGAAAACGUUUCGGAGAAAUAUUCUACAUGGAAUAAGUUUCGGAAUGUGCUGUACCUCUUUAACUUUCCACAAAAACAAGUCAGGAAAUCACUCCAUUGUCGAUAGAAACUUGGGAACCGUUUUAAUGAGUAGUGAGCAACAAGAGGUGGAAACGGGACGUCCACUCCAUCGUUUGAACUCAUCCCAAUCUAAGUUACAUAAUGAAAAACCUGUUUCUGAACACAAACUAAUGACUUUACGUUCUCCUUCUGGUAAAAAUGAAGCAACUUCUACAGGAUGUGUACAUGCAGUAUCACCUCUAUUUGAGUACUUAACUGGUAAUGAAGACGUUGAGGUGUAUGCUAACAGUGACCCUUCUGUGUGUUCUAAUAACCUUAGUUAUUUGCCUCCAGGUGUAUUAAAGAUGACUACAGCAUCCGGUAGCAACGCAACUAUCUUAAGCCAAAAUGGCGUAGUCGAAGAAAAUAUAUCAAAUCAAAGUAAUCCAAUUAGCAGACCGAAAUUACCAGAUUCAAUAAAUAUACCAUUCCCAGUACCUCCGACUUGUCACUCAAAUUUAUGUACACCGAAACUUGCAUACCAAAACAACUCUUUACAUUUACUGUCGCUACCAGAUCGUUAUGCGUCAAACCAAUUAGACAAAUCCGCUGAUCCACAGAAAUUCACUUCAGAGGAUACUGUGCCCGCGUAUGCAAGUUGUUCAGUAUUCAAUAUUCACAAAACUGAAGUAAUUGAUCAUUGCAAUCAACAUAGUGGAACACUAAGUGUUAUACCGAUGCAUAACAAUAGUAAUUUGUGCACGAAAUUAAAAUGUAGAUUUCUUUUGUUCACGUGUUGGUCAUGAAAUAUAGUAUUCUACAAAUAAAGGCAAUUGAAAAUCAAAGCUUUGUAACCUUUGGAUAUUUCCAAAAAAACCUAAAAUUAUCUAACGCACUAUUAAAAUGGGUAAUCACCUUUAGAAAGACCUUUCCUAUCUUUGUACCUGAUGAAACUUUUUAAUUAUGUAAGCUAUUUUCGACUUUUUCUGGUUCCUUUUGGAGGCUGCAAUUCAAUUAUCAUUAGUUAAAGGUUUUCAGAGUGAAGCCAAAACUCAUAUGGCACAUUUCUUUCUUAGUUUAUAGGUUUUCGGUGUACUACAUGGUAGACCAAUUUAAUAUUGGUCCCAAUAUUCCAUAUUGUUUGAAUUUUACUAGCUGUUUUUUUAAACCCCUUCCCCGGAAAAUGAAAUAACUAACUGGUUUAUUAAAACAAAAGUUUAGUGACAAAAAAAUAUUAGUGGGAUUAUGAAAAAAGUGUUCCAAAUGCCUUAAUGCAGUAGUUUUAGAUACAAUUUCCUGAUGCCUUAAUGAAUUCUAAAGUUUUGUUGUGUAGCACAUAUAUCUGGUACCCCCUUGUACCAAUAUUCAUGUUUAAAUGAAUAAAUAAGAGUUUUGAUUCAUUUCGCAUGAUGCUGUUAGUUUGCACAGAAAUACUCGAUACUUGAAGUUAGUUUCCAUGGGCGUUUAUGUAGUCAUCAGCUUUUAACUUCAUGAUUGACGGAAAAUGAUCAUAAGCAAAAUUUUCCGAAUUUUUAUCUCUUAAUUCUGACAGCUUGAUGUUGAAAAUAUUGAGAAAUUUGUUCUUCUGUAGUUCUGCACAAACUAGGGGUCCAAAUCGUGUUAAGGAUGACUCAAGAACUAAUGUGUUUACAAAAGCCAUUCAAAUAAUCUUUUUAUGUUCCGUUGUUUUACUAGAACUUUAUAAAACAACUUUUGGAAUGUAGACACCAGGUUAACUUGUUUUCUUGUUUUUGGAUCAUACUGUGACUCCAAGAGAGUCUGAGAAACAUCAGUUAAUUCAUUCCUGUGGCUUAAUUACUAGAGAUUCGAUGCUUUAGAAACAACUGGUUUUCAGUGUACCAGAAGCGCCUGUCAUAACUCAUUACUUUGAUCGAAAGCACUGGUUACGAGCGUUAGACGUUGAAUUCCAGGGUCAUUAUAUGUCUCGGAAGUGUACGAUGCAUGCACAUCUAGUUCGUGAGUCAUAUCUUAUUUCUUUGGUUGGUUAGUUUACAACGAUUUUUCUAAAUCCUAUCUCAUCGUUAUUUUAUUCUAACAGAGGAAAUGUACAAGUUGUACGUAAGUAGCUAACCUUUGAUGUUUUUCCUCUAUUGAUUUGUAACUCAUAGUAUGUGCUUAUGGCGUUCUUCUCUCUUUCUUGACUUAUUCCAUAUUCGUGUACGUAGUUUAACUUUUUAUAUUGCUGGUACUAUGCCUUGGGUGGGCUUAUUAUACAAUAACAAUAAUGAAUAAUUGAGCAAAUCUACUUAUUCCUGUAUGAUUCAUAUUCACUUAGUAAAACGCCCGGAAAUAGGUUUGUCUCACAUGCUCUUUUUGUUGCCCUUGUUUCAGUGCUAUUAUUUGAUUAGGCUGAUAAGUUAAUCACUGGUGUUGAUGAAAUACGAGAAAAACUAAACUUUAUAAAUAAUACUUAAAGUAAUUCUAGAUGCAUAUAAUUCUGUACAUAAUCUCGUUAUAAUAGACAGAAUAUUCGGUGCAGUAAUAAGGAAGAACCAUAAUUAUAAUGGGUAUGUCAUAAUUCGUUUUUUUGUCUUUGCUUUUAUUUCAUGGUGAAUAAAUUAUGAGGAUUUCCGGUUUAUAAUGCACCAUGAAAUGAAAACAGCUAUUACCAGGUGAAUAAAAGUCGUUCGGACAAUAUAUAAGUUUCACGUGUUGAGAAUUCAUAUUUAAUCAGUGGUAUGUAUGAAAAAAAUUCCUUUCAAUUUACAUAUAUGAUCAGACUACCCCGAACCCAAUCAGUUAAUCUCGCAUGCUUGAAUGUUGUGAUUAUUUCAAAAGUACUUCCAGAUCAUAUUGAAGUUUACCAUAUCUUAGUAAUAUGUUAUCACUUAUCACCAUUAUAUGUCCAUAUCUUUUGUAUUCAGAUGUGUUGUUAAUCAAUCUUUAGCCAUGUUUGACCAGUUAUUUCAUAGUAUAUUUUACGAACUUUUAAAGACAGUCUUUUGCCUUUUUCUCUUCAAUUUCUAUUAAAUCAUUUAGUUUGUAAUAAUUUUCCUUUUUACACUCUAUUAUUCCAAUGAAACAGAUUUUACUGGUCAUAUGAUGCCUUUUUGCUUCAACUGUUUCACUUCCAAUCAUUUGCGAAUAUUUUAGAACUGGUCUAUAAGCAUAAAAUCUUGAUUAAUUUAAGAACAUGUAAGAGACAAAAACGUCCAACGGUACACUACAUUACCUAGAAAUAUAAUUGAAUGUGUUAAGGUUGAACCUACAAUCAAUUCGGCUGACAGGUUUUUAUUACUAAUGGCAAUUCAGUAAAAAAAAUAUUGAUAAAUAAAGAAUUUCAAUAUGGUAAGUUAGGAAAUGAAUACUUUUGUAACGAGGCGAGAAAAAGGGAAUGCGAAAUUUAUUUAUUUAUUAUUUGGUUCAUUAUUCUUGUAUUUACAGUGGAAAUUUAUCAAUUAGUUUUAUAUAUGGUCUUAGUCAUAAACUGUCUUUUGAAUCAUGGAUCAUUGCUAUACCAUUAAUUUCAUUAGAACUUUCGUCUAAAUUUGGACUAGUAGUUUCUCAAUAAAUAGUGUCUAAUUGUUCGGAAGGUUAAAAAGAAAUAGAAUAAAAUCAAAUGAAAAAAGUUUCACUCACCAUUCUAGUUCGAGCUUCAUCAUCAAGUUUAUCAGUUGUAAGAUAACAAAGUAACUGUGUACUAAGCAAUUGUCCAAUCAUGUUAGUGUUGAAUAUAUGAAAAUAUGAGUCAUUUGUUAUGACAUAUGUUCAGACUGGAUGAAGUGGAGAGACAUUUGUGUGUAUUUAUUCAUUUGAUAACAGUUGGCCAUAUACAACCCUAAUUUAUUUCGGUGUUGUUAUGUUGAUCAGACUAGUUGCCAAUGCCCUAUCAAUUGACUCAUGGUUUCAACUAUAAAAUUACCAAAAUCUCCGCAAAACCCCCUUCUGAUAAUUGAAUAUAUAUCAUCAGAAAGAAUGUCACUAGUUUAAAAUAAAUGUUCAAGUCGAUUUUAUUUAUAUUUACUUGUUAAUCAUUAGUUUCCACGUUGUAUAUAAUUGCACCCUGAUUCCUCUACUUGGAUUGUUUGGAUUCGGCCAUCAUUUUAGGGUUUCAGCUGUCAGUUUUUUCCUUAUAAAAACCGAAACUUUUCCCAGCGAAUUUGAUUCUAUCGCAUUCAAUUUCGUGUCCUACUUCUGAUUAAUGUAAUUUUAUAGAGGAUCUAUUUUUAUGUUGGGAGCAUGUCUCAAAAAAAAUUUGGUAUGUUGAUGAGGCAUUUAGCUGAAUAUGUAAAAGUGAAUGGACCGUGAAGUUUCAUUAUAGAUUGUCUAAGGUUUUAAAACUUAUUUCUGUUCACAAAAAAAGGUACAUGCUUCAUUCUUAUUUCAGGUUGAACUUCUUGAUUUAAUGUUUAGAGUGAUUUCCGAACAUUUGUUCAUGGAAAAAUCACAUUAAAUGUUUGGUUUUCUUCGGAAAAUUGGAUUAAUUAGUUGGUGGCUAAACUAAUACUAGUUCAAUCCUUUUUGUCCACUCUUCAUUUAAUGCUGAUGAAUCAGAAGUAUUCGUUUCAUAAUAUUCUUCUUUUGUAAUAUAUUAUGCAGUCCUUGUUAACGUGUAAAUUUAAAAACCAGUGAAGUUAAUUCACAAAUAAUGUAUUGGAUUUUAUUACUUAAGAAUGAUAGUAAGGAGAAUAGGCUCUUAAAGUGUAAAUACCAAAAUGCUAAGAUUGUAGACAAGCUACACUAAGUGUCAAGUGAAUUUUCGUUUAUUUUAGGAUAUCUUAACCAAUGUUAUUUGUUGGUAUCAUUACCAAGUUUUGAUUU
Schistosoma rodhaini is the source of this 8539-nucleotide messenger RNA. The record is from the annotation of a GenBank genome assembly. NCBI's taxonomy places the organism in Eukaryota, Metazoa, Platyhelminthes, Trematoda, Strigeidida, Schistosomatidae.